Molecule: messenger RNA, 594 nt
Organism: Notodromas monacha
Lineage: Eukaryota; Metazoa; Arthropoda; Ostracoda; Podocopida; Cyprididae
Source: the annotation of a GenBank genome assembly
GUGACGCUGUUGGGGCAAAAUGUGGACAGUUAUUUAUGGUUUGGUGGUGGUCCCAAAAAAGAUUUUGAAAAGGCCAGCGAUAUUCAAAAAGCCACCGCCACUGAUUUUGCCGCUUUAUUGGAUUGGAUAGCCACCGAACUGCCAGGGUUAAGAAUUCGAUUUUCAACAUCCAAUCCUCAGGAUAUGAAUGAAAACGUAUUGCAUGCCAUGGCCAAACACAAAAACAUAUGCAAAUACAUCCAUUUGCCCGUUCAAAGCGGUAGUACCAGUGUAUUGCAACGUAUGAAUCGCCAACACAGUCGCGAAGAAUAUUUGGAUUUGGUUCGUAAAAUAAAAUCGAUUGUACCCGAUUGCGCUUUGUCGCACGAUAUGAUUUCGGGCUUUUGUGGUGAAACCGAAGAAGAACACCAAGACACGCUCAGUUUGAUGGAAUUGGUGAAAUAUGAUUUUGGAUUUAUGUUUGCCUAUUCGGAUCGCCCAGGCACACCCGCCCAUAAAAAAAUGGCCGAUGAUGUACCAUCGGAUGUUAAAAAGCGUCGAUUGCAGGCCAUUAUAGAAAUGCAACAGACCCAUUCAUUGGAGCGUUUAAAAAGU